AGAAAGACUUUGACGCUACGAAUCCCAAAAUGACAACACUUAUCUAGUUGUGCACAGCAGAAUCAUAAUGAACAUCUGACGGUCCUUGCGGGAGUCUUUACUCAGCGAAGCCUUCUGCUUUAUGGAGUAGAUGAAGUACUCAGCGAAGUGUAAGAAUAAUCUUCGUUAAGUUUUACAAGUAGAUGAAGUAUUCUCACACACUGUGAGUUUGGGUUAGGAGGAGGUUUAUAGCAGAAACUUUAUUGGUAAAAGCUAGCUUAUGAGCACCAAGCCCUCAGAGUCAUAACAGCUUCAAUUUGUGACUGUUUUCUGCUUUUACGCAUCAAGGCCCCUGAGUCAUAACAGCUUCAAUUUGUGACUGUCUUCUGCUUAUGCGCAUCAAGGCCCCUGAGUCAUAACAGCUUCGAUUUGUGACUGUCUUCUGAGUAUCCUCAGAGUGAAUUGCAAAGGCAAGGAAAGAAGACCACGUACAGAGAGAAGAAUACAUUAUGGAGAAGAGAGGUUUGCUUGAAACUUUGUUAAAACAGACGAGUAGAAGAUAGAAGGGAGAAGGGAUGACUGAAUUAAAAGUAUCUAGUUCCUCCAAAAAUAAGAAAAUUUCUGAAGUAGAUGGCGAAAGCCAAGCACCCAGCAAUCCUUUAUCUGGAUCGUGGGUCAUCGAAGUAAAGCACGUAUUUGGUUCAAAAAGUAAGAUGCUGCAUUCGUCUAUGUGGGAACUGUCUCGAAAGGUUUGCAUUUACAGGGUGCCCAAAUCCUUAAUGAUUUCUAAAGGAGAAGCAUAUGUUCCUUUGGUUGUGUCGUUGGGACCUUACCAUCAUCAGACAAACUCUAUAUUAACUUCAAUAGAUCAACAGAAGCUGAAAGCAGUUGAUAACAUAUUGAGAGGGUUUGAGAUGAAAAAGUUAAUUCGAGACAUGAAAAAUUUAGAUAGUAAAAUCAGAGAGUUCUAUGAUGGAACAACUGAUUGCAAUGAUAAUCAAGUGUUUGAAACUGUGAAGGCCAAGUUGACAGGAAGGAAUCAAAACUUCGACAGUCAAAGACAAGCAAUGGAUCAACACAUGCCGAAAGUUGAUGAGAUAGUGACAAGGGUCAAGGCGACCAAGUUGAUUGAAGAGAUAAAAAAUUUAGACUCUGAAAUCAGAGAGCACUAUGAUGAAACAAUUGACAGUGAUGAGGAAACAUUAUCUUGGAUCCUAACGAUGGAUGCGUGUUUUAUUCUUGAAUUCUUCAGGAUCUAUCGUGAUGGAAACACGGUGCAUUGGGACAUAUUAAAUGACAUCAUGAAGUUGGAAAACCAAAUUCCAUUGUCUGUUAUCAAAGUUUUACUUAAAUUGAAGUUUAAAAGGGAAGAUGACGUAACUUCUCACUUAACUGGACUGCUGCCGUUGAAGAUGUUUACCGGAUUUCCUUUCAAUUACUCAUCAUCAUCAGGUGGUGGAAAAUCCUUCGGCAAACUGAUUGAAUCUAUAAAGAAAAAUCCAUGUCAUCUACUCGAUUUGCAAAGAAUGGUGAUUAAGGAUCUGUUAACAGAUUCAAAUCCGGAAUCAGCUACUGAUGGUGAACCUAAUGGUUGUGCUAGCGCUGAAUGGUGUAUUAUUGUACCGCUACCUAUGUGGGUGCAACGACUCAGCUGCACUGAUAUACUUAAUCGUCUUUUUCCAACAGAUUCUCAUGACAGAUCUACCCCAUGUGCCGAAUCACUCCACAAGGUUGGUAUCAGAUUUCAACGAGGCCAAGUAGGAUUUGAGAGCGGUAAGCUUUCCCUGCCUCAAAUCGAAGUGAACAACAUCACAGAAACACUGUUGAGGAACUUGAUGGCUUAUGAAGAGUGUCAAAAGUGCUCCUUCUCUCCUGACGAUACAGUAAUUUCACAUUUUGUAUGCUUCUUAGAUGAUUUAGUCGAAUCGGAGAAAGAUGUUUCCAUCCUCAAGGAAGCCGGAAUCAUCAAAAGUAACCUGGGCAGUGAUAAAGAAGUAGCGGAUAUAUUCAACCAUCUCCGCAAGGGAAUUACUGUUGAACAAGUUAAUAGAUUUAAGUGUCUAGAGGUUGCUCAACAGGCAAGAACAUAUUAUUACAGCAAAUGGAAAAAGCCGAUAAGGCGUGUGAAGGACGCGUAUUGCUCAAAACCAUUAUAUUGGGUGCCUAUCCUCGCGGCGACAGCUAUUCUUGUUAUGACUGCUGUGCAAAUGGUGUAUGCAAUAAAGAAAGGCUAGUGUAGAUAUGAAAAUGUGAUUACUAAAAUAACAAGUAAUUAUUUAUAGCCUGUGACAUUCAUUCCAUAUGGCGGAUGUCCUUAUUAGUCCUUGCCGCUUCCAGGUACCACUGUGUUCCUUUAUUGAGAUUUUUUUAGAAAUAUGUAACUCGAAAUCAAUAACAUUAUUGCACUUUCUUCUUCUAAACUUACUAGUAACUGUUUAUUCAGACAUUAUUAUGUUCAAAAUUAUUUCAACAGUUAUUCAGGCUGUACAUAUAUAUAUAUGCAGUCUAAUAUUUUAGUAUACUUUUUAAAAUAAGUGCUACAUUGCACCGUAGUUCCUUCAUACUUGGUAGGACAAUUUUGUUGUGAGAGAAAACUGAAUGUUAUUGUAUGAUUAUGAAUUU
Molecule: messenger RNA, 2601 nt
Organism: Cryptomeria japonica (Japanese cedar)
Lineage: Eukaryota; Viridiplantae; Streptophyta; Pinopsida; Cupressales; Cupressaceae
Product: putative UPF0481 protein At3g02645
Exons: 6
Coding region: 555-2213 (552 amino acids)
Source: RefSeq, a predicted model, not a curated record